This is a messenger RNA of Phytophthora infestans T30-4, 747 nucleotides long. RefSeq names its product heme/steroid binding domain-containing protein, putative. The transcript has a single exon. Bases 1 to 747 code for a protein of 248 amino acids. The record is from RefSeq and is a predicted model, not a curated record. Gene Ontology annotation, cellular component: membrane; endomembrane system. Lineage: Eukaryota; Oomycota; Peronosporomycetes; Peronosporales; Peronosporaceae.
AUGGGCAACGCAGUAGGCACGCCGCCAUCCGGCCCCAACGCAUUGCUGAGCUCUGGCGGAAGGCGAGGCAGCGAGUCGAAGGAUCCGUCGGGCCGUCAGCAUUUCACUGUGACUCAACUUGCCACUUUCAACGGAGAAGCGGAAGGCAAGCGCCCCAUUUACAUUUCCAUCAAGAGCGAAGUCUACGAUGUGAGCUCCAGUCGGGACCUGUACGGACCUUCGGGUAAGUUCGCGACGCUGGCGGGCAAAGACAUCACCCGGGCAAUUGCCUUGGGCAAAUGGAGCAACGAGAAGGAGCUGGCCAGUCUGGACCUGAUGGACUUGACGCCGGCGCAGUUCGAGACGCUGGACGAGUGGCUGGUCAAGUUCUGCAAUGGCGACAAGAAGUACCCAAAUGUGGGGCGACUGGUUGACUCUGACCUGCGGAUCACUCUCGAGGAGCUCCUAGUCUUUAACGGGGUAGACAACCCGCGUCAGACUAUUCUACUAGCCGUCCACGGCGUGUUGUAUGAUGUGACGAUGAACGGAGCCGAGUUCUACGGCCCCGGCGGCAUGUACGGCCAGUUUGCUGGUCGAGACGCGUCCAAGGCCUUGGCGUGCAUGUCGCUCGAGGAAGACGCUCUAAACAAUCCGUCGUGCGAUGAACUCACAAUAGAGCAGCGCAAGACGCUGGACGACUGGAUUAAGCGCUUCAAAGGUAAAUACGCGAUCGUGGGCAAGGUUGCAGGGAGACACGAGGGUCUAUGA